AUGUCUUAUGGUGUGACCAUUUUCUUUUCCGGGGGUUGGUGUCGGUUGGUCUUGGUUGAUGAAUCUGCAAUAUUAUAUUUUGUUUUGAACUUUGGUUAAUGUGCCAAUACAUAUUAUAAUUAAUACAUGAUAUAUACGCAUUGUUCGUGUUCUGUGGUUAUAGUAAAAAAAAUAGCAUAAAAUCAUGAUGAUACGUUUUUUAAUUGAAAACAAUAGAAGGAUUAUUUUCAUAAACUUUCCCGUUUUUCUUACAUUUUAUCCCAGGCUUUCCCAGAUAUUAUGAAAACCGCGUGAAAAACUAAAAUCUAGACAAAAUUUCCUUUCAAAAAAGGUGCCACAUUAAUAUAUCAAAGAAAGAUUUUUGGUAGACAUUUUUGUCACAGUGUAAACGCAAAAAAAAAAAAAAAACAUCAUUGUAAAACUAAAAUAAUAAUAAAGUAUUAAAAAUAACCAAUUAUUUUUAUAGUCAUCUCAAGACAUUGGUCAUCCUGCUUGUUGGUAAACAAAUAGGUGGUUGUUAGUACUACUAUUACUAUUGAUCAGAGCAUCAGAAAAUUCCAAACUUAUUCGACGCCACUGACUAUUUGACUAAUUAACUGUAAACGUUUAUAACAAUAUAGAUAGGGAUAAGGGCGGAAACGGACAGAUGCAUCAAACUAAAUUUUUUUUAUUAAUUAUUUAUAGAAAACAAACGUCUACUAUAUGUAGCUAUUAUAAAACCAAUUUGGACCUAUGGCAUUCAACUGUGGGGUUUUGCUAGUAAGUCUAACAUUGAUAUAAUACAACGUUGCCGAAACAUCGCUCUUCGGACCAUCACUGUAGCCUACCGGUUUGAAAGAAACGAUGCCAUUCACCGCGAUAUGAUGCUGCCAACAAUAGCAGAAGAAAUCCAAAAGUUUGCUCGUAAACACGAGAGGAGAUUAGAAGACCAUAUCAACCCAAUGGCCAUCGAACCGUUAGACAACUCCAAAGACAUUAGACGCCUUAAACGUCUGAAACCAUACGACUUAGUUUAA
Molecule: messenger RNA, 1016 nt
Organism: Cinara cedri
Lineage: Eukaryota; Metazoa; Arthropoda; Insecta; Hemiptera; Aphididae
Source: the annotation of a GenBank genome assembly